This is a messenger RNA of Galleria mellonella (greater wax moth), 3303 nucleotides long. RefSeq lists its product as uncharacterized. Gene Ontology annotation, molecular function: protein binding. Bases 181 to 1452 code for a protein of 423 amino acids. NCBI's taxonomy places the organism in Eukaryota, Metazoa, Arthropoda, Insecta, Lepidoptera, Pyralidae. The record is from RefSeq and is a predicted model, not a curated record. The transcript has a single exon.
UAGUUCUGUCAGAUUUGGUCAGAAUAAUAACAAAUCAGCAGUGUAUCAGUCCGAUUCCUUUAAAGUUUUGUUUAUAAAUACGAAAAAAAUUACAAAAAUAUAAUGGAACGUAUAAAAUACAUUUAAAACUUAUUCUAUGUCGAUAUAUGUUUUCAAUAAAUAAACAUAUAGUCACCUAAAAUGUCUAAAGACGAUGAAAACUUUUCCCAUCUGUGCGUAUUUCCCACUGAAGUCCUACUUUACAUUUUUACGUAUUUACCUGCGAAGGAUUUGACCAGGUGUCGCCAGGUGUGUCUGAGGUGGAAGCAGAUAGUAGACAGCAUACUCAAAAAAGAUUUACUAUGGCGAGAUUUUUGCAAAAACGAUUUCAAUUCCAUUUACAAAAUUGCUAGACACAAGGGGCGCUUUGGUCUUCGUUGGUGCAAUAUUUACCGCUCCCUGUCUCUGUGGCCCAAGUUAACGCUAGCUAAGGAGACUCGUGAUGAGUUCGCGCCCGCUUCAUGCUUCAUGGACGAGAUUCGAGACUUUGUUGUACUGAGGGAUGGGAUCAUAGGUGUCCAGAAGCGGAGUUGUAUUACUUAUUAUGAUAUAGAAACUUUAGAGCGUGACGAAAGAGGCCCCAUCAGGGGGGACUAUGCUAGAUAUGCUGAGAACGAGCACACUAUUGUCAUACUCGGGUAUCAUUUACACCUUUUCAUCAUUCGUAAAUUUAUAAAGAAUCCUUUUUUCGAAACGGACAUAACCUUUGAUAACGUUAAAACAUUCAUACUCAUUAACAAGGAAGUAUAUUUUGUUAGUAUGGAGGAUGAGAUAUUCGUAUGCAACUUAGACGCCGAUAGAUUAACCAAGACGUUUAUUAAAAAGACUGAAGAUGGAGUUAUGACAUUCGGAUACACAGACUGUCUCCAUAUAUUGACAUUGCAGCGUAAUAUUUACAGUCUUGUCAACCAAGAUAUAAUUUUAACGUGUACUCUUCAUGAGGACUCUAAUAUACUUCAUGUUCUUAACCAGCACAACCUUAUAGACAGUAUGGAUUGGCGCGUCUAUAUCCAAUGGAUGUAUUUACUGAACCACACAUUACCACGGGAUCCUAUCCAUAAUAUAAUACUUGUCAAAUCAUACGGUGAUGUCUUUUUUGUCGGAUCCAACUGGGGUGUAUUACGUAUAUACUACGCUCCGUACAAAUCUGGACAACUAGAUUUAUUCAAUUCGGAACCAGUGAAACAGUACAAUUUUGUGGAGCGUCGCGACUGUCCAGUCCUUGCCAUGAGUCCGAUCCUUCAGGUCGAUGUGCUGGAAGCAGAGGACGGUCACACAGUCAUCGUUGCAAUGCCGAAGAAGAUAGCUGUGUUGAACUUCACACAUAACUUCAAAAGGACUGCUUCGGUAGCCAUGCUGCCAUAUUCGGAUAUCCAAAAAGUUAAGGCAUUAAAAAUUGAAGAGACUACAUAAGCUACAGCCUCCAUUGUACCUUCGGUCGUUUAUAUUCAUUUGCUUAUUAUAUACGUAAUUAUUCAUUAUUUAUCAAUGUGAACAGUCACGGAUCAUCCGCUGAGUACGAGAUGUCAAAUAGAUAGAUAGAUAGAGAAACUUUUUAUUUGAGCCAUGUUAUGACACACGUAAAUUUACAAAUGAGUUUAUACAAUCAAAUUAUUUACACUUUUCAAAAUAUACAACAAAAGAUAAAAUAUGAAAAUAUGGUUUCGCCACGUGUGUCGCAGUGACCCGAACAGGCUACAGCUCACUGAUGGUUUUGCUUAAAAGCAAAGCACUGAUUUUCAGCUGCAGCCUGAAGUUAGGCUGCACGGACGCGUACAACAAACCCAGUAACAUACAUACAUACAUACUGCAACACAGUAAAAUACAUAAACAUACAGUAUGGUGUUGCCGAUCUCCCGCCAGCGGAAUAUUGGUACCUGGACGACCGAAUAGACGCUUUUAUUCCGCGGCGUUACGUCUACGUAACGACCGAUCUUCCGUACUAUGUGACGGAGUAUUAAUCGCAUGUAGCUUGACGUAUUGGCUCGUCGCACGCGGAUGAUCGGCGACCGAAGGUCGGCCUAAUGUAGCGUUCGUCAUUAUAUAAAUAUAGGCAAGCUUAUUACCAAUUUAAAAUUGGACUGUGAAUACAAAACUGAAGCCAAUAAAUUUUAAUUCAAUGUGACCUUUCGUAUUGUUUUUUACCUUGCUCGCACUUGUAGUAAUAGAUAGAGAGACUAAGUAAUAUUUAAUUCUUCUCUAGAUAGCAUCAGUUUUGUGUUUACAGAUUAGAUAGAGUACUUAACGUUUUAAACUUUUUGAGCAUAAAAUGUAUUAAAUUAAAAAAUAAAAAAAAAAAACUAAUUUGCAAAUACCCAUAUUCAAGGUAAAAUUAAAGACAGCAUCUAAUGCUUGUUUCAAUUUCGCCUAUAUAGGAUUAUAUAGCUACACAUAUAUUACCUUAAAGGUAAUAAUAAUUAACCAGAUAAAUAUUUUUUUUUAUGUUAUUGUUUAUUUUUAUGUUUCUGGUGCAAUAAAAAGUUGAAUAAACAAUUAAUUCAGUGCAGGAAAAUUGUGUAUUAUAUAUAAUUUAAAGAAGAAGUUAUUUUAUGUUUUAGUAAAAUAAUUCUAAUAUGUUUAUUAAAUUUAUUAAAAAUAUAAUUGUUGUAUUUGUAUAAUAAAUAAUUUUUAAUUAAAAAUGGUACAUUGGGUACCUAAAUUUCCAAUAUGGAUUCCUUUCAUAAAAAUCUAAUUUUAUUGUCUUUCCUUUUGAUUUAACAGUUUCCUCUUGUCGGUGCAACUAAUUCAUGCGUUCUCUUCCAGCCAGCUCUAUCCCAGGUCAUAUCUUUGACCUCCCUAUACGACAUGACACAUAGUGUUUCCUUUAUCUGUCCCAUGUAGUUAUUCCUCGGUCUUCCCCUUCUUCUUUUGCCUUCUACUAUGUUCUUUAAAAAAUUGUUAUGAUGUGUAAGUUGGCCCAGCAUUUUGCCAUUUCUAUUCCCUAUUAUCUAUUUUAAUUUUGUGGUAUAAAAAUAAAAACAAAAAAAGAACUUAUUAGACUUAGGUAGGCAGUAUAGUUUUUCACAAAGUGGAACGCAAAAGAAAUCAACUGUGCAGCCGAGCUGUUACAAAAGCUACAAAAAAAAAAAAGAAAUUUAAAUAGCUACUUACAUUAAUGUUUUAAUUUUAAUCGAUGUUUUGUUAAGUACAAAUGUUUGAUUUGACAAAUUGAAGAGUUAUAUAUAUUGUUAUUAUUUACCAUAUCAUUUAUUAUUUAAAUAUUGUAUGGAGAGAUUGAACGGUAAAUAAAUUUUUUUAAAUCCA